Messenger RNA from Coffea arabica (coffee), 309 nucleotides. The record is from RefSeq and is a predicted model, not a curated record. Lineage: Eukaryota; Viridiplantae; Streptophyta; Magnoliopsida; Gentianales; Rubiaceae.
AUGGCUCUUGUUAAAGCCCAGAAAACAAAAGCUUACUUCAAGCACUACCAAGUCCCGUUUAAGAGAAGGAAAGAGGGAAAGACGGACUACCGAGCUAGGCUGAUUGCUGCUGAGAAGGUUCCUGUGGCCGCAGCUAAGAAAACCCCAGCUCCUGCAGCUGCUCAGCAGCAGCAAUCCAAGCCGGUGGCUAAGCUUCUUUCGAAGCCGCUCCCCUCAGCUCAAGCUGCGUUAAUGGGCGUUAGGGGUUUUUGUACUUCAAUGGUAUUUGGUGAGAAAGCAGCAAGUAAAAAUGGUAACAGUUCUCUUUAG